Messenger RNA from Cladocopium goreaui, 1998 nucleotides. NCBI's taxonomy places the organism in Eukaryota, Dinophyceae, Suessiales, Symbiodiniaceae. The record is from the annotation of a GenBank genome assembly.
AUGCGCGUUCACGUGGUCGACAAUGCAGAGGAGGUUCAGGAGCCGAAAACAGACACCGAAGCGCCAAAGGCGAAAGAAAAGGUGCCUGUGCCAAGAUUUCGUUCCUCCUGGACCGGUGGAACUGUGCUGUGGAGCAGCGAGAAAACCGCGCCCCCGGGGCAAGUGGCAUGGCAAUGGGAGCACCGAACUGGCUUCAAAGCCUACGAUGUCCGAGCGACGGCCCGCAUCGAGGAUGCUUUCCAGAGGGGCCUCUCUCGCGUGCGCCUAAAGGCUGGCAAGAUGGAUGACACGCCAAUGGAGCUGUUUUUCCAUGACAUGAUCCAGUUCGAUCCGAAGACCGGCAACACUCGAAAAAUCCGGCGAGUAGGUCGGGAUAGCUGGUGGAAGAGAUUCCGCAGAAAGGUGAACGAAUUAGCGUGGUUGAUUGAAACAGGCCGUACUCAACGCGUGGUCUUCGCACAGUACGAGCAAAAGCGAAAAGAGCUUCAUAGUCGAAUGGAUCGCCGUGACUAUCACGUCAGCGAUUUGUACAAAGACAGCGGUUGCCUCACAACAAUCGCCAAGAGCAACACCUUCUUUUUGGUCUCGAUGCUAGUUGUGCUUUUGAACUCCAUUUGGAUUGGCUUGGAAGCUGAUGCCCCUCACAAAACCAAUAUGUCAGAGCUUGGCGGGGAGCAGAUGGCAGUGGAGCACAUCUUCUGCGUGGUUUUCACCGCAGAGAUUGUCGUCAGAUUUGCAGCGUUCAGACGGAAGAGAGAUGCCAGGAAAGAUUUCUGGUUCUGCUUUGACUCUUCACUGGUGAUCCUGAUGAUUGGUGAAGUUUGGGUGCUGCCAAUUGUGAUGACAAUUGCUAGCUGGUUUGGCAGCAAGGAAGCCGAAAUCCAUGCUGUCAAGGAGCUCACAAUCCUCCGUACAGUGCGUUUGCUACGCCUCACCAGGUUGGGUCGCAUUGCCCGAUUGCUGCGGGCAGUUCCCGAGGUGGUGACCCUGCUGAAGGGCAUUGCUGCUGCUAUCCGUUCAGUCUUCUUCACCCUGCUGCUGUUGUUGGUGCUGCUGUUUGUAUUUGGUGUAGUCUUCAAGACUCAAGCCAAGGAGGACUUUCCGGAGCUGGAGGAUCUCUUUCCAAGCGUUGUGCACAAGUCUUCAAGCAUGGCUGCUGUGUGGGAGGCGACAAAAUGUGGUCCUGGCUCCUCACUCUUGGUAUUCAACCAGAAGGGGAUCUUGGAGAGCCUGCAGGAGGAUCCCGGCAUUUGGCGUACAGCAGUGCGCUUGGCUCUGACGCACAUGAAAGGAGAGCCGCUUGCUUUGGUCCUAGCGAAAGAUGCGGCCUUGCCAGAUGGUAUGGAUCAGCUUCAAGAUGUCUUAAAAGAGCUGGGUUGCUCCAUGCAGCUGGUGGAGUCCUUGGAAGGAGCUCCAGCCGCCUUGAUCUUGCUGCUGAUGCCCGGUGUGGCCAAGGAAACCUUUGCCUUGCUGAGGGAGCGGCCUCUGCGAGAAGGCUCCAUUGUCGUGUUGCUCGGCCUGCCUCCUGAGGGUGUUCUCAAUGUUCACAACGAGGAGCCUACAACAUUAGUCUUUGGAUUGGGCCAGGAGAAUGGCAGAGAGACCUUGAGCGUUCAACGUUGGGAGGAACUGCGAGGAAAGACUGGUGAGGGGCCCUCCUUGCGUGGCCUGGGCAUUGGACAAACUGCUGGUUGUUGCUGCUACUUCGAUGGUCGCAUGGAAGCCUUGGUAGGACCAGCCAUCCGUCUCUGUCCAGACGGCGCCAAAGUUAAGUGGGAGCUCUUUGAGCCUGAUGAAAAUGUGGAGAAAUUGCCCAAAGGCCUGGCGCCCUAUGCAUCUCCCAUGCAAACUGCAGCUGACUUCAUCUCUGCAGGCAGGGCGCUGGCCUUCACAGGUGCCGGCAUCUCCAAGGAGAGUGGUGUGCCCACCUAUCGUGACGGAGAUGGCCUUUGGAAACGCUACGAUGCGAUGGAGGCAGAUCAAGAGCCAGUCAUAUGA